CAAAUGUCAAUAGAUAGUUUGUGUGUCAUGUGAAACGCAUGGUGUCAUAAAUAUCAGUCACAUUUGUCCAACAGAAUUCACUUCUUGGUGGUUCACAAUGAACAGAUCUAAAUAGAAACGUAAUAUACUUCCUGGUCUGUGCGCCAGAGUGUCACAAUGGCGGUGUGGGCCAGGGUUGUGUUUUGGGUGGCCAGUCUGAGUCUCGCAGCGGGUGAGAGACAAAAUGUCGCCCUGAACAAAACAGCAUGGACGAGUACAACACGCCAACCUUCACAGCCUGCUGGUAAUGCUGUAGAUGGAGUGACUACUGCAAGCAGCGAGACGUUCUCAGUCCACACCAAGGUUGGUGAAUCUACAGCCUGGUGGAAGGUGGAUCUACAGACACAAGUACAGUCAGCACAGGUUAAAAUCUACUUCAGGAUAGACUACAAAAAACGUCGUAACGGCGUCCAGCUCUACACCUCUGUUUCGGAUUCAUCGGACCCAAAAGAAGGAAGUCUGUGUCACACAGUUACUGGACGUCCUGACGGUACAGACAUCCCUGACGUACUGAAUGUGACCUGUCCUGGAACGUGGCGCUACCUGACUGUCUACACGGAGACUAAUAAUGAUGGAGAUGGUGCUGUCUUGGACUUUGUCGAGGUACAGGUGUGGACAUGUACCUCGGAGAAAUACGGCCCUAACUGUGCCAUAGACUGCAGUUCCCGAUAUUGUAAGACAGCCUCGACUACUUGUGACGGAAGCACAGGAGCGUGUCCUGGUGGGUGUGAAGAUGGGUGGACAGAGAUAGACUGUUCCAGACCCUGUGUUGAUGGGAUGUAUGGACAAGGAUGUAACUACAGCUGCAGCAGCCGUCGCUGUAGUACGACGUCAACUAACAUUUGUAAUCACGUGACUGGGAAGUGUUCCGAUGGCUGUACCAGGGGUUUCAUGGGAGAUGACUGCUUACAAACCUGUGUCGAUGGGAUGUAUGGACGAGGAUGUAACUACAGCUGCAGCAGCCGUCGCUGUAGUACGACGUCAUCUAACAUUUGUAAUCACGUGACUGGGAAGUGUUCCGAUGGCUGUGCCUGGGGUUUCAUGGGAGAUGACUGCUUACAAUCCUGUGUCGAUGGGAUGUAUGGACAAGGAUGUAACUACAGCUGCAGCAGCCGUCGCUGUAGUACGACGUCAACUAACAUUUGUAAUCACGUGACUGGGAAGUGUUCCGAUGGCUGUGCCUGGGGUUUCAUGGGUGAUGACUGCUUCCAAACGUGCAGUUCGGGGAAAUAUGGCCCAAACUGUGCCCGAGACUGCAUGACCCGACAUUGUAAACCCCCCUCCUCUACAUGUGACGGGAACACAGGAAGGUGUCUUGAUGGAUGUGAUGCGGGUUGGACAGAGGUUGACUGCUCUGGAAGUAAGUCAGAUUAUGCCAUGUUUUUGGCCGUUUGAAAGUCCGUUCAUAAC
Haliotis rufescens (red abalone) is the source of this 1449-nucleotide messenger RNA. RefSeq names its product multiple epidermal growth factor-like domains protein 10. Lineage: Eukaryota; Metazoa; Mollusca; Gastropoda; Lepetellida; Haliotidae. The transcript has 8 exons. The coding region runs from base 157 to 1434 and encodes 425 amino acids. The record is from RefSeq and is a predicted model, not a curated record. Gene Ontology annotation, molecular function: scavenger receptor activity.